Molecule: messenger RNA, 572 nt
Organism: Urocitellus parryii (Arctic ground squirrel)
Lineage: Eukaryota; Metazoa; Chordata; Mammalia; Rodentia; Sciuridae
Gene: Id1
Product: inhibitor of DNA binding 1
Biological process (GO): negative regulation of transcription by RNA polymerase II; circadian regulation of gene expression; cell differentiation
Cellular component (GO): nucleus; cytoplasm
Molecular function (GO): transcription regulator activity; protein dimerization activity
Source: RefSeq, a predicted model, not a curated record
UCUUGGCAGCUCCCAGUUCCCAGGGUCUUCUUCCUCUUUCCGCCUCACCUCUCGACUUAGCCAGUCUCGAGAAUCAUGAAGGUUGCCAGUGGCAGUGCCGCGGCCGCCGCGGGUCCCAGUUGCACCCUGAAGGCCGGCAAGACGGCGGGCGGCGCGGGCGAGGUGAUGCGCUGCCUGUCGGAGCAGAGCGUGGCCAUCUCGCGCGGCGCCGGGGCGCGCCUGCCAGUCCUGCUGGACGAGCAGCAGGUGAACGUGCUGCUCUACGACAUGAACGGCUGUUAUUCGCGCCUCAAGGAGCUGGUGCCCACCCUGCCCCAGAACCGCAAAGUGAGCAAAGUGGAGAUCCUUCAGCACGUCAUCGACUACAUCAGGGAUCUGCAGUUGGAGCUGAACUCGGAAUCCGAAGUCGGGACCCCCGGGGGCCGAGGGCUGCCGGUCAGAGCUCCGCUCAGCACCCUGAACGGCGAAAUCAGCGCCUUAGCGGCCGAGGCAGCAUGUGUUCCAGCGGACGAUCGCAUCUUGUGUCGCUGAAGCGCCGCCCGCAGGGAUCGGUGGACCCCAGCCCUCCAGGA